Molecule: messenger RNA, 1545 nt
Organism: Rhodamnia argentea
Lineage: Eukaryota; Viridiplantae; Streptophyta; Magnoliopsida; Myrtales; Myrtaceae
Product: anthocyanidin 3-O-glucosyltransferase 5-like
Exons: 1
Coding region: 1-1467 (488 amino acids)
Molecular function (GO): UDP-glycosyltransferase activity
Source: RefSeq, a predicted model, not a curated record
AUGUCAGCUGAGAAUGAGAUCCUGGUGGUGCCCAAGAUCGGGCAAGGCCAGCUCUUCCCUUGCAUCGAGCUCUGCAACCACCUCCUCCGCCGUGAUUUCAGCAUUACCGUCGUCGCCGACUCCGACAUCUCCUCCUCCAUCCCCUCCGCCCUCCGCCAAUCCCCUCUCUUCACUCUCAUCAACGUCUCGGCACCACAAGAAACGCCAGCAGACCCACCUGCUAGCUCCCCUCGCCAGCAUCAACAGAUAGCCCAAGGCAUCGAGUCGUUCCUCGCCGGGCGUGACCCAGCUCAAGCUCGCCCUGCUUGCGCGGUGAUCGACCACAUCAUGUACAAGACCCAGGAGGUGUUCUCCAAGCUCGGGAUCCCCACGGUGACGUUCAUCACUUCCGGGGCGUGCUGGGCGGCGGUGCAGCACGCAGCGUACGUGGUCCGGCCUGACGACAUGAAGCCAGGGGAGGUUCGUGCCUUACCGGGUUUGCCCAAUGAGAUGGUGCUGAGUUAUUCGGAUCUUAAACAGAGGCGCCACUGGAUGCCCUCGAAUCGGGGCGGGGGAGGUGGCGGGAGGGGCCCGGGAGGGUCAAGGCCGCAGAUGGGCCCGCCUCUUCCGGGUCAUCCAGCCCCAUGGGUGGAAGAAGUGAAGAGCUCGGUAGCGUUGCUAAUCAACACGUGCGAUGAUCUCGAGCGCCCAUUCCUAGACUACGUGGCCAAUCUGACGGCCAAGCCCAUUUGGGGCGUGGGCCCACUCGUGCCGGAUGAAUACUGGAGGUCCGCGGCGGCCUUGCUUCAGGAGCGGAAGAUCCGGCCCAAGAGAGAGUCCAACUACACGGACGACGAGAUAAUCGGGUGGCUCGAUCGGCAACCUCGUGGCUCCAUCAUGUACAUAUCGUUCGGCAGCGAGGUGGGCCCUUCGAUGGAGGAGUACCCGGAGCUGGCCAAGGCACUGGAGGAGUCGAACCGGCCAUUCAUAUGGGUGAUCCAGAAGAAGUCGGGUCAGCCCGGCCCGCUGGCCAGAGGACCAGCCCAAAUGGAAGGCGGCUACUUCCCACAUGGUUUGGACAGCAGGGUGGGGGAGAGGGGGCUGAUCAUACACGGGUGGGCGCCACAGCUGCUGAUACUGAGCCACCCAUCGACCGGUGGAUUCGUGUCGCACUGCGGGUGGAACUCCACAGUGGAGGCAAUAGUGAGAGGAGUCCCGAUUUUGGCGUGGCCAAUCAGGGGCGACCAAUACUACAAUGCCAAGCUGGUGGUGAACCAUCUCAAGAUCGGGGUUUUGGUGUGUGAUCAGUACCCAGCUGAGAUGGUGAAGAAGGAUGAUGUUUUGAUGGGAAUUGAGCGGGUCUUGGCCGAUGAAGAGAUUAGGAGGAGAUCGCUGUGUCUCGGACAGAGAUUUGAGAAGGGCUUUCCUGAGAGCUCGGUGAGUUCAUUGGAUGCUUUUAGAGAUUUUGUCCACCGGAAAGCAGCUUAGGCACCGUUUGCUUUGUGGUGCCUACUUGUACGGAAGUGGGAGUUUGAAGCUAGAACGAUAAAGCGACCGUCAGUUUCU